AUGGCCAGAACCAAGCAAACCGCUCGCAAGUCCACUGGUGGCAAGGCCCCUCGCAAGCAGCUCGCCUCCAAGGCCGCUCGCAAGUCUGCACCCAGCACUGGUGGCGUCAAGAAGCCUCAUCGUUAUAAGCCUGGUACCGUCGCUCUCCGAGAGAUUCGUCGCUACCAGAAGUCGACUGAGCUCCUCAUCCGGUCAUUGCCCUUCCAGCGUCUCGUCCGAGAAAUCGCACAGGACUUCAAGUCUGACUUGCGCUUCCAAUCUUCUGCCAUCGGCGCUCUCCAGGAGUCAGUUGAGGCCUACCUCGUCUCUCUCUUCGAGGAUACCAAUCUCUGCGCCAUCCAUGCCAAGCGUGUCACCAUCCAGUCCAAGGACAUCCAGCUCGCCCGCCGUCUCCGAGGUGAACGAUCUUAG
Exophiala aquamarina CBS 119918 is the source of this 411-nucleotide messenger RNA. Its product is annotated as histone H3. The record is from RefSeq and is a predicted model, not a curated record. Gene Ontology annotation, biological process: rRNA transcription. The transcript is spliced from 3 exons. NCBI's taxonomy places the organism in Eukaryota, Fungi, Ascomycota, Eurotiomycetes, Chaetothyriales, Herpotrichiellaceae. Gene Ontology annotation, molecular function: DNA binding; protein heterodimerization activity; structural constituent of chromatin. Gene Ontology annotation, cellular component: nucleosome. The coding region runs from base 1 to 411 and encodes 136 amino acids.